AUAAGCCGUCGCGGCGUGCGACGUCAUCAUUCUGCGCAGUGCUGAGGUGGCGUUUGAUUGGAGGCUCUUCGUUGAUAUCCAUCAUGACUAAACUCCUGCAGUGGCUGCUCGGGGUCUCGUUACUGGGCGCUGUGUGGGCUCUGGUCGCCUUCGACCUGCUGGAACUGCGCCUUCCUCGGACCUACAGGGAGGUGGCCUGGCCCAUCCCGGUCUACCUGCUGGUUUCGUUCGGCUGCUACUCCCUGGCUGCGGUGGGCUACCGGGUGGCCACCUUUAACGACUGCGACGAGGCGGCCAGGGAGCUGCAGGAGCAGAUCAAGGAAGCCAAAGAGGACCUGAGGAGAAAGGGGUUAAAGAUGUAGGACAAUUAUAAGGAACUCUUUUGAGACUGAAUGGAGAGACAACUUGCAAAGUUUAUCAAAUCUGUUGCUUUUUGGAUGAUCAUGGAGCCUCGUUGUGGUCAGCAGGUGCGACCAGAACAUUAAUUUGAAUGAGAUAUCAAGUGUUUCUGGUCAAUAUCACGUUUUACCUGCUUGACAGUUAGAUUGUGUUGACUGUGUGAGACAUAGACUGAAGUUAAAGCUGCAAGCCAGACUUAUUUUGUAAAAUGAGUUCACUUUCAAUAUAGUUUUUCCAACGAAACAAGAGCAUGUCCUGGUCACUUUUCAUAGCUACUUUGUUUUAAAUCUGUACAUAAUUACUAUAAAGUAUAUUCUCCUGAGACCCUGUCCACAUUCUUCUGAUGACAUCACAUAAGGCACAGGUGCCAAACUCCAGUCCUCAAGAGACACUGUCCUGCAGUUUUUAGAUGUGCCACAGGUACAAAACACUGGAAUGAAACCUCCUCCUUGUGUAGAUAAUUUCUCCAGAGCCUUGCUAAUCACCUAAUUAUUCUAUUGAGAUGUGGUGCUGCAGAGGCACAUCUAAAGUUGCAGGACACCGGCCCUUGAGGACUGGAGUUUGACACCCCUGACAUAAGGCAUAAAGAAACCAAUUACGGUUCUUUUGAAUAGGUCUGUUUGCAAUUUUUAGAGUUGCACUGAUUAGGGUUUUCCUGGCCGAUACUGAUUUCCUAUUAAAACGUUCAUUUGUUAGUUUUUUUAAGAACUAAUACAUAAAAAAGAACAUCCUGAUCCGGUUUUAAAGGCAAACAAACUUAGUGGUAUCUCCAUGUCAAAGUAUGGGACUUUUUUAAAAACUCAAAAUAACUUUUAAAGCACAUGCAGCUGGGUAGUGAGAAACUGCUCAGCCAGUAGCAUACUACUAGUUUUGACAGAUUUAAUGAAUAGGGACCAAUAAUUUUGUGUUUCUAUUGCAAUGUUGUGUGUAUUAUUGUGCUUUUCCUCAAUAUUUUUGGUUAGAUUGUGUUGCUCACAUGCUAAAUACAUAAUCUAACAUUUGCAGUAUGUUAUUGAAAACCUGAUCAAUGGAAACCAAGGGUUACAAAUAAACACAGGAUCUUUUAGGAA
Poeciliopsis prolifica (blackstripe livebearer) is the source of this 1469-nucleotide messenger RNA. RefSeq names its product dolichyl-phosphate mannosyltransferase subunit 3, regulatory (gene dpm3). Lineage: Eukaryota; Metazoa; Chordata; Actinopteri; Cyprinodontiformes; Poeciliidae. Gene Ontology annotation, cellular component: endoplasmic reticulum membrane; dolichol-phosphate-mannose synthase complex. The record is from RefSeq and is a predicted model, not a curated record. The transcript is spliced from 2 exons. The coding region runs from base 84 to 362 and encodes 92 amino acids. Gene Ontology annotation, biological process: GPI anchor biosynthetic process.